This is a messenger RNA of Syngnathus acus (greater pipefish), 2487 nucleotides long. It is a transcript of the gene ulk3, whose product is annotated as unc-51 like kinase 3. The coding region runs from base 138 to 1550 and encodes 470 amino acids. Lineage: Eukaryota; Metazoa; Chordata; Actinopteri; Syngnathiformes; Syngnathidae. Gene Ontology annotation, biological process: peptidyl-serine phosphorylation; protein autophosphorylation; autophagy. Gene Ontology annotation, molecular function: ATP binding; protein serine/threonine kinase activity. The record is from RefSeq and is a predicted model, not a curated record. The transcript is spliced from 17 exons. Gene Ontology annotation, cellular component: cytoplasm; autophagosome.
ACGUGACCACCACAGCCAAAGUCCAGCGUGCGCGAGACGUCACUGACUGCACCGACUGACAGCGAGCGAUGUAAACAAUCACACUUUUCUGCCUGUUAUGGAUUAACUGCUAUAAAGCCAAGACCUGCUGGCUCAUCAUGGCUUCGUCUUCCAGCUUUGCCCCUCCAAAACUGGAUGACUUCAUCCUGACAGAGCGGCUAGGUAGCGGAACAUAUGCCACAGUCUACAAGGCCUACAGAAAGCAGGGGGAUAAUCGAGAAGCGGUGGCCGUGAAGGUGGUCGCCAAGAAGACACUGAACAAGGCGUCCACAGAGAACCUGCUCACGGAGAUUGAGAUCCUCAAGACUGUGCGCCACCCUCAUAUUGUCCAGCUGAAAGACUUUGUGUGGGAUUCGGAGAACAUCUAUCUGAUCCUGGAGUGGUGUUCCGGUGGAGAUCUGUCCCGUUUCAUCCGUAGUCGUCGGAUCUUGCCAGAGAGAGUCGCCCGACGUUUUCUGCAGCAGAUAGCUUGUGCUCUUCAGUAUCUACAUGACCGAAAUAUCUCCCAUUUGGAUUUGAAACCACAGAACAUUUUGCUAUGUGGUUCAAACCUCAAAUUAGCAGACUUUGGCUUCGCCCAGUACAUGUCACCAUGGGACGAGAAGAGCGUGCUGAGAGGCUCACCUUUGUAUAUGGCUCCCGAGAUGGUGUGUCGGCGCCAGUAUGACUCCAGAGUGGAUCUCUGGUCCGUGGGAGUCAUUCUUUAUGAGGCACUGUUUGGACGGGCUCCUUUUGCAUCAAGGUCGUAUUCAGAAUUGGAAGAGAAGAUCCGAAGUAACCACCCCAUUGAGCUCCCACCUGGGGCCAAGGUCUCCAAGCACUGCCGAGACCUCCUCCUGCGUCUCCUCGAGAGGAAUCCAGCUACCCGGAUCACAUUUGCCGAGUUCUUCACGCACCCCUUUGUGGACAUGGAGCACAUGCCGAGUGCUGAGAGCUUAGGGAAGGCGAAAGAACUGGUCCUACAGGCCGUCCAGAAGGACCAGGAUGGCGAGAGAUCAGCCGCGCUCUCGCUAUACUGCAGCGCCUUGGAGCACUUUGUCCCUGCUAUUUACCAUGAAACCGACAUGCAGCGUAAAGAAGUCCUCAGGAAAAAGGUGCGUCAGUACGCUUCCCGAGCGGAAGAGCUGAAGGCUUUGGUAGCCUCGGACAACAAGCUCAUCUUCGAGGAGGCGCGCACUUCCACGGACAUCCUCCGGGAAAUGUCUCGUGAGCAUCCGCGAUUACUGGCGGCGCUGGAGAUGGCCUCUGUCGCCAUCGCUAAGGAGCAAAGCGGAGUGGACGACAAUGAGGCCUUGGAUGGAUAUCAGAGUUGUUUAGGAGAACUUCUGUUGGCACUUGCAGCUGAGCCGCAGGGCCGCCGACGAGAGCUUCUGCACGGCGAGAUUAAAAGCCUCAUGAGCAGAGCAGAGUACCUCAAGAAGAACAUUAAGAUGCAGGAGACUCAAAGGGACGCCUCGUUGGAUCGGGAGCCCCUGGCCGACUCGGUUAGAAGCUCGUGCUGUUUGCAGUAAACCUGAAGAAAACCAGCUGGCUUGGACCUUGGCUAGUCAGACCGAGCCAAAUCCACCCCAUUAAAGUUCUGUGCUCCAUGCCAAAUCAAACUUGCAUCCCCACCUCACCUUCAACAUCUCUGGAGUCGGCCUUGCAAGAAGCGCUCAAUGUUUUGGUUGUUGCCGCGAGCUAGCAAGUCGCGAUAGCAAGCUGCAAAAUACUGUAACGGGUUUGUUUCCCUGCUAACACACUGUGGAUAUAAGAUAACUGUUUACAACGUUUUAAGAUCGAUCUACAUAAUAUAUAUCUAUAAUGUGUUUUUUUUUUUUUACUGUCUACUGGCACAAUUGAGAUGUGCAAAAGGAGCAAAACUGUCAAUCUGACUUUUGGACCGCUUCCAAAAAAAGUCUAAUCCCGAACUAUGCUUCAAUUGACUUUCGAGGGUCCACUGUAGCUCACGCACCCCCCCCCCCCCCCCCUCACGCCUCCACUGUGGCCUAACCGCAGGCUCGCCAUGUCCUCUCCACUGAUGGACGCCAUUCCCACCGCCAUGAAAGAAGAGAUGGAGAGGUGCGGCCUGGGCGCUGUUGACUCUACAGCAGCAGGUUUGGCCAGCGCCCCGGCCAGUGUAUGUGUGUGUGUGCACAUUUGUGUGACACUGACACACACAGACACACACAAGACGCACUGGGCCUAAACGAAAGACUGAUAAUCCUCGCCGUUGGAGGUCUGGGCACGCUGUUUUGAUUUCCAACAUAUGUUGUAAUAUUCAAAAAGAGCCUUAAUUAUGAGGGAAAAGUCUAAAUAUGUACGUUGGCAGCACCUAUACGCUGCUCCGUUGUUUAAUUCUGUGUUUUGAAUGUUGACGCAGCUGUCAUUUGAAUAAUGACCGUGUAUUUAUUAAAGGAGAAGAAGAAGGCGAGCGGGAAAUAAAGAUGACUGUUGGAACCUUCUGGA